AUGAACAUCAUGUGCUCUAUGUUUGACGAGAAAUACAUGAAACUGACGAAAGGGAAUAAUCGAGAAAGACGUAACAUAAUGGAGGUGGAGAGUGCGAACUGUAAAUUCCGCGUGUCGCAGUGCGAAGACAUAGAGCUGUUAUCUGUAGAGCGGCCGCUGAAGAUUGACCUCGAGAUAGACGGGCUGGAAACGCUGUUGCGGGAGCUGCACAAAGUGUUCUCCAGGGAGCAUGUCAACGUCCAGGAUGUCCAGAAGUUGAUGGUGGCAUAUAAGUCGAAUCCCAAGGACUGGAAGAAGUACGCCAAAUUCGACAGGUUCCGGUAUACGAGGAACUUGGUCGACGCCGGCAACGGGGCAUUCAACGUAAUGAUCCUGUGCUGGGGCCCUGGGCACGCCUCAGCGAUACACGACCACGCGGACUCGCAUUGUUUCAUGAAACUGUUGAGCGGCAGCCUGGAGGAGGUCAGAUAUGAAUGGCCAAACCACGUGGAACCAGAAGUCAUGAGAAAAUUAAAGACAAAGAAAUCAUGUUGCACUGGCUGCAAAGAAAAAGCUGUAGAAGACAAACUAUCCGAACUAAACAUACGCUGUCAAAAUGAUCACUGUCGGAAUUUUGGCGGGAAAAGUGACAGUUUGGAAAUCGGCGAAACCAAUGGCGACAUUGAGCAGUACGAUGCACAGAAAAUGGAAGAAAUAGGAAGAACUGCUUUGGAGGUCAAUGACGUCUGUUAUAUCAAUGAUGCUCUGGGCUUGCACCGUAUGGAGAACCCAUCAUACGUCGACGGCGCUGUCUCUUUGCACUUAUACUGCCCGCCAUUCGACAGCUGUCGGAUGUUCGACGCGCGCACCGGGAAACCCACCGAGAUCAAGGUCACCUUCUGGUCCAUGUACGGGAAGAAGAUAAAGCGGGUAAUCGAAGCUGACGCUACUGUGGACAGUCAAGAG
Messenger RNA from Iphiclides podalirius (scarce swallowtail), 945 nucleotides. The record is from the annotation of a GenBank genome assembly. Lineage: Eukaryota; Metazoa; Arthropoda; Insecta; Lepidoptera; Papilionidae.